AUGGAUGUAGUGAUUUCAGCUGAUGAAUUUAUGAGUGUUAGGAAUGGGAAUCAAAAUACUUACAAGAAACUAUGUUAAUCAUUCUUGAAAGUGAAAGAUCCGAUGGUUCAGUUGAAAGUGGGUUUGUGCAUUCUAAAAUCACCACCUGAGGAAAGAAUGGAUUUCGAGUUGGCAGUUUUGGAAUAGGCAACUAAGGAUUUAGAUUUUUUCAAGAGUUUGCGUGAUUAGAAGCUCCAUUAGAAGUGUUGUAAAAUGAUGAAUUAUAGACAUUAUAUGAAGAAUGACAUCGUAUUUAAGGAAGGUGAUUCAUCGAAUGAGUUCUUUAUAAUAAUAGAUGGGAGUGUUAAUGUGUAUGUGCGUAAGAAGUAGGAUAGAAUUUAAACAGAACUUGAUCACGAACAAUAGUAAUUAAAGGUUCUCUCAGAUGAGGAAAUUGAACGCCAUCCUAGUACCAUAGUAAGAUUCUAUUAGCCUCCAAGAUUGCUUACAAGAAGGAUGACCAUAAAUUUGAGAGAAGAUGAUUUCGAACAGAUAUCGAAAUCAUACAAACCUAAAACUUUUAUUCAAACUGACAGAUAGGAUGUUAAACAUAAAGAUGUUGAAGUUAUCAAAAGGUUAACUCAUGGACUUGAGAAAUUGCAGGAUAAGGAAUUUCUGUUUAAUGGAGGUGUUUUCUUACAUGACUUUGUGGCUCGUAUCAAUGAGGGAUAGAUGUUCGGAGAGAGAGGAUUACUGAUAGAAUCUACAAGAACUGGUACUGUGAUUGCCAACACAUCUUUGCAUGUGGCCGUUUUAACUAGAAAAGAUUAUAAAGUCCUAUUGGAAGAUACUUAAUUGGAAAAAAUAAGAAAGAAGACCAAAUUAUUGAGCAACUCUAUUUUGAAAAAUCUCACAUACAAGGAGGCUAUCGAGACUCAAUACAAAUUUGAAAAGAUCCAUUUUCCACUUGGCCAUUAUAUAUAUAAAAUAGGAGAUAGUCCACAACAAUUAAUAGUAAUCAAAAAAGGCACAGUGAGAUUGUUUAAGAAAGAGAAUAACAGAUUAUUUCCCUUGUGUGAAUUAGGUCAAGAUCAAUAUUUUGGAGAGUUGGAAUAUUUCGAAUAAAGUGAUCGUAUCCAUACAGCCUAAGUAACAUCUCAGCAUUUCUCUGCAUAUUCCAUCACUUACAAAGAUUUAGCCAAGUUGUUGACAUCUUAUCCUUAAUGCGAAAAACAAUUGAAACGAAAUUAUGAAUUGAGACAUAAAAUAAAUGAUGAAAGAAUGAGCAAGACAAUCAAGACGCAUAAGAGACUCAAUUAUUCUGAAUAAUUCAUCCAGAAACCAUCAAAUCUCUCUCAACCUAUCUUUGAGAUCAAAUCAUAAUUUAAUUGUGUGUAGUAAACAUUGGAAUCUUAAAAGAGCCACUUGAUUAAUUAAGCUAAAAAGUAGAUUUGCCAAAUGGAAUUCAUUAAGAAUACAUCACAACAAUUGAAGUAAAUAAGAAGAAUCUAGAGGAAGGAAUAAAAGAAAGAUCAGUAAGAACAUGAGAGGAGUCUUGCAGAUACAUUAAAUCACUUAGAAGUUUAGUCAUCUUUAAUCAGAAGAGAAUUCAGACGGAGAGAGUAGAGACGAUUCAGCAGUCUCUUGUUGGACAAGGAUUCAAAUUACAAUGCCUCGUAAUUCAAUAGUAAUCAGAACUCCAAAACCUUCAAUAAGAAUUAGAAUUACGAAAGAUAAAGUAGUCUGUCAUAAUAAUUCAAAUUUCCCAACUUUAUAGACUUCAAUUCAAAACUAUAGUCAUAUGAGAUUGUAGAGGAUAAACAAAAGGAUUUGCUCAGUCCUCAGAAGGAAUUUCUCUCUCCCAUGAGUCAAGGUGUUAUGAUUUCGUCGAAACACAAUCUGUUUAGGAAUAAACCUAAUAGACUUUGCUUGAUGAACAAUUAUGAAAAACGACAGCCAAAAUCUCACAGUACUGAAUUAUCUAUAAAAACUUUUUUUAAUUGA
Paramecium tetraurelia is the source of this 1983-nucleotide messenger RNA. RefSeq lists its product as uncharacterized. Lineage: Eukaryota; Ciliophora; Oligohymenophorea; Peniculida; Parameciidae. The record is from RefSeq and is a predicted model, not a curated record. The transcript has 5 exons.